Heterostelium album PN500 is the source of this 387-nucleotide messenger RNA. RefSeq names its product LYR motif-containing protein (gene lyrm7). The record is from RefSeq and is a predicted model, not a curated record. Lineage: Eukaryota; Evosea; Eumycetozoa; Acytosteliales; Acytosteliaceae. Gene Ontology annotation, biological process: mitochondrial respiratory chain complex III assembly. The transcript is spliced from 2 exons. The coding region runs from base 1 to 387 and encodes 128 amino acids.
AUGAAUCAACUAAGAAGUAGAGUUAUUGGAUCAUAUAUGAGAUUGUUGAGAACUGAAAAGUUAGUUUUCAAUAAUGAUAAAGCAACUCUUGCAAAAGUUACUCAACAAGCACGUACACAAUACAGAGAGAACAAAUCAGUUGAAGACCCAGUAAAGAUCGACGAAAUGGUACAACAUGCCGAUGCUGUAUCCGACUUUUUAUUAACAAGUACAAUUCAAGCCGUAAAGAAAACUGAUACUAAAUUUGGAACAGAGAGAUUAUAUGAAUUUGUUGGUGAUCAACCAAAGAAGAGAGUUAGACAAGCAAAAGGACCAAUUACAAUUCCAGAGGGUUGUUGUGGUGGUGGUGCAUGUGGAAGUACACCAGGUUCAAGUGGAUGUAGUUAA